CAUCAGCGAAUGUGUCGCAGCAAGAAUUGCAGCAGCAGUCUUCAGCUGAAUCAGCGUCUGGUGUUUUCAGCAGUGCCAUCAUGGCGACUGCAGAGUCAGGUGAUCUGCCCCCCCUGAAGCGCAGACACAGCAAUGAGUGGCAGCCACCUCACAUGUCUGAGCUGAGGGUUGUUCUGUUGGGUAACAGCUGGUCUCAGAGGGUCUCUGUGGGGAACUUCAUACUGGGAGAACCAGCAUUUAACCCUGAUGGAGAACCAAACUGCUGUUGGAGAGUCAGGGGACAAUUAAGGGGGGAAAAGAUAGUCGUCGUCAACACUCCAGAUCUGCUGCAUCCCAACAUCUCUGAAAACACACUCACAGAACAUGUAGACACCUGUGUGAGAUACUCUGAUCCUGGACCUCAUGUGUUCCUGCUGGUUCUGCAGCCUGAAGACUUCACUGAGGAACAAAAAGUGAAGCUCUGCAGAGUCCUUGAAAGGUUCAGUGAUUGGUCAUUUGAUCAUUCCCUGGUACUGAUGUCAGCACCCACAAAGGAUUCGGGGUCACAGAGAAAAUACAAGGAACAUCCUCCAUUAAAAGACAUGAUCAGAAAAUGCAGGUACAGAUACCUGAAGCAGAAGAACCUCGAACGUUCAAAGCUGUUAACACGUUUGGGUCAAACUGCAAAAGAGAACAAAGGAGAGCAUGUGAGCUGUGAUGUGUUUGAGGACGCAGUAGCUGCUUUACCAGCUGGUCAUCGAGGUCCAAAACAAGAAACACAGACUCCUAUCACAGAUGCUGUUAAAGCUGCUGGGCUGCACGUGAGUCAAAGAAUCCGUCCUCUACCCCAAGACAGAAACCCUGUGACUCACACACCUGGAUACAGGAUUGUGCUGCUGGGAAAAAGUGAGGACAAACAGACAAAACUCAGUAACUUGAUCAUCGGGGACCAAAGAUUUCAUUACCAAAGACUCCACUUUACCAAACAAAGGGUAGUCAACUGUGGAGAGUGGAGAGGAAAACCUGUAACAGUAGUGAAAACUCCAAACAUGUUCAGUCUGUCUGAGGAGGCCGUGAAACGAGAGGUGAAGAGCUGUGAGACUCUUUGUCCUCCUGGACCAAAUGUCCUGCUGCUGUUAGUGAAACCUUUUGAGUUCACUGAAGAGGACAGAGAAACACUGAAGGUCAUCCUGAGUCUGUUUGGUCGAGAUGCUUUGAAUCACUCGAUGGUCGUCAUGACACAUGAUGGGAGUGAAAUGAGUGUCACCGUUAAUGAACUCCUUAAAGACUGUGGAGGACGACACUACAGCAUGUCUGAAAACAACCACACAUCACUGAUGGAGAGGAUUGAAGAAACAGCAAAUAAAAACAUCACACCAGCUUUAAACCUGGUUCUGUGUGGGAGGACAGGAGCAGGGAAGACUUCAGCAGCCAAGGCCAUUUUAGGUCAGACAGAGCUUCAUCCAGAGAGUGUUAAACAUCAGGGAGAGGUGUGUGGACGUCCAGUGUCCCUGGUGGAGCUGCCUGCCUUGUAUGGAAAACCUCAGGAGGCAGUGAUGGAGGAAUCAUUCAGGUGUGUGUCCCUCUGUGAUCCUGAGGGCGUCCACGCCUUCAUCCUGGUCCUACCUGUGGGUCCCCUCACCGUUGAAGACAAGGGAGAGUUAAAGACCAUCCAGGACACAUUCAGCUCUCGAGUCAAUGACUUCACCUUGAUUCUGUUCACUGUGGAGUCAGAUCCUACAGCUCCUGAUGUUGUUAACUUUCUAAAGAAAAGCAGAGACAUCCAGGAGCUCUGUGAGAGCUGUGGAGGAAGAUACGUUGUUCUUAAUGUCAGGGACCAGCAGCAGAUCCCAGAGCUGCUGGAUGCUGUGGAAAAGAUGAAAUUCGGUGGAUCGGGAUUCUUCACGAUGAAGAUGUUUACCAGUGCUCAGGUGGAGAAGAUUGUAGAGUGGAAAAAUACUACUGCAAGACUCAAAGCUGAACUGGAGGAUCUAAAGCAUAAAAGUGAAAUAGGAAUCGAUGACAACAUUCAGAGCAGAGAGUGUCUCAGGAUGGUGUUGAUUGGGAAGACUGGCAAUGGGAAAAGUGCAACUGGAAACACCAUUUUGGGCAAAGAACAUUUUAAAUCUAAAGGCUCGUCAAAGUCGGUCACUAAGUUUUGUGAGAAAGCAACAGGACAGUUUGAUGGACAGUCUGUUGUUGUGGUCGACACUCCCGGCUUGUUCGACACAACUCUGUCCAAUGAUGAAGUUCAACAGGAACUUCUAAAAUGCAUCAGCAUGUUGUCUCCUGGACCUCAUGUGAUCUUACUGGUGCUGCAGAUCGGUCGCUUUACACAAGAGGAAAAAGACUCCGUGGAGCUGAUCAAGAAAUGUUUUGGAAAGAGGUCUGAAGAUUAUAUCAUUAUCAUCUUCACCAGAGGAGACGAUCUCAAUCAGUCAAUUGAGAGUUACAUAGAGGACUGUGAUGACAUUUUGAAGAAACUGAUUAAUGACUGUGGAGGAAGAUACCGGGUCUUCAAUAAUAAAAAUCAGACAGAUCGCACACAAGUCAGAGAGUUGAUGAUGAGGUCCAACAAAAUGAUGAAGGAAAAUGACGGCAGCUGCUACACCUCAGAGAUGUUCCAAGAGGCCGAGGAAGCCAUUCAGAGGGAGGUGGAGAGGAUCCUGAAGGAGAAAGAAGAAGAGAUGCAGAGACAGAAAGAGGAACUUCAGAGAAAACACGAGGAGGAAAUGGAAGCAGUGAAGCAACGAAUGGAACAACAGAAAGCAGAAAUUGAACAGGAGAGAAAACUAAGAACAAAACAACUUACAGAAAUGGAGGAAAACAUAAAAAAGGAGCGUGAACAGAGGGAGAGAGAAAAGGAAAUUAGAGAAAAAGAGGAAAGGAGGAGAGAAGGGCAGGAAGAAGCUAAAAAACAAGAAUGGAAAGAUAAACUUGCAGCUCUGGAGAAAAAAAUUAAGUCAGAAUCAGAAGAAAAGCAAACCAUUGACAGGGAGUUGGAGCAAAGCAGAGAAGAGAUGAAGAAGAAACAAGAGGACUGGGAGAGGGAAAGAAAACAAUGGUGGGACAAACGAAAUCAAGAAAAUGAACAGAAACGUCAGGAUGAGCACACAAAACUCACAAAGCUCCAACAAGAGUAUGAGCAGGAGAGAGAAAAACAUGAAAAUAAAAGAAAGGAAGAAGAUCGAAACAGACGAGAACAAGAGGAGAAGGAGAGAAAAGAAUUAGAGGAAAAUUAUAAGAAACAAAUGAAGGAAAUGAAGAAGAAAUAUGAAGAGGAGGCCAGAAAACAAGCUGAAGAAUUCAAUGAGUUUAGACAGAAAUACACCAAGGACUUUACAGCGCUGGUAGAGAAGCACAUGGAGGAAAUACAGGAAUUACAGAAAAAGCAUCAGAGACAAAUGCAGGAGACAGAGGAGAGCCACAGCAAAGAGUACGAUCUGUUACAAAACCUCUCAAGUCACAAAGAAAAAACACUAAAAGAAGAAACAGAGAACCUGAAGAAAAAGCACGAAGAAGAAAUAAAUGAACUAAAACAGAAAUACAAUGACAAAUGUAUCAUCCUCUGAUCCUCCAGCUGACUCUUGAUCAUUAUGACGUUAACAUCACAGGACAUCAUUUGAACAUCUUUUAACAGCAGGUUUCUGGACUGUUAAUGCUCAAAGUGCCCAGUUGGGUCACUGAAGUCCAGUUCAGACAAAAGACUCAUUACAAGGUAAAACUGUUUUAGAGUUGCAGAAUAAGUUGCAGAGGUGUCAACUAGCUGGUCUGAGCUCGAUUCAAGCCGGCACCUGCGUCUUAGUUUGUCAUGUCAUCAGUCACCUGUCUCAAUAGCCAAUCAGCUUGUUGGCAAGUCAACUGGCCAAGUCAAUAACAAACUUUCAACAGACGAAGAGUUGGCCUACUGUUGCAUUCUCCGACAGCAGCCCUUCAUCCUCACCGAGCCCGUCUCAUUUACAUCCCUGCAGCUGUUAACACGUGUUGGUCUCUGUCCUCACGGUGUGACGGUGUCAGACGGUGAAUCUCUGCUGAUGCUCUUGUCAAACACACUCAAUGAUUUGUUAAUCUGCACUGAUUAUUUAAAUUAUUGUGGCGUUUCAUUAUGAAUAAGGUCCAUAUGAAGCUCUGUUUUUUUAUUAUGUGUUUUCUGUUUCAACCCUGCUAGAAAUGCAAUUGCAGCAAGUGCUUCAGUAUCAUCAAUAUCAAUUUUAAUUCCAUAUUUUAAGAAGCCACAAAAUAUAUUCAGCUUCAAAAUAAGAAACAGAAGAGGCAGACUCCAUAGAGUUGUUGUGACAAGGACGGCAACGCACUGGCUCAUUGAAUUGAUGCAAAGGUUUUCACAACAUUGCAGACCAGCGCAUUGCAAACAGUUGCAAGUUUCAGUUUGUCUUGUCCUUAAUCUUUAGUCAAAAAUGGGCUUAAGGAAAAAUACCACCAUUUCUAAUAUUUUGAUUUUAACCAUUUUUAAAAUUUAUUUAUUUAUUUUUUUUAACAAGUAAUCAAUUAGUUCAUGGUCUCUGGAAGCCCACAAAGUGCUUCUUGUUCUUAUUGUUUGCAAACGGCUGCAAAAUGUGACAGCAAGCAGGUGUACCUUAAGUUUUACUUGUUGUAUCAGUUUUAACAGCAUUUAACCAGUUUCCGCCUGUAGCAAAAUAGCAUGUAUCAUCUUUUGUAUAUUUUAAAUGUAUAUUUUAAAAUAUUUAGAGAGUGCAGUCAGCCUUUUAUCAGCCCACAAGCCCACACACACACACAAAAACACACAAAUUUAGAUCGAAAAAAUAUGUUCUUGUACCAUAAAGCUACAGCACUGUGUCUCUCCUUCAACCUGUCUGAAUAAAUAUUUUGAAAGCAA
This is a messenger RNA of Plectropomus leopardus (leopard coralgrouper), 4834 nucleotides long. The record is from RefSeq and is a predicted model, not a curated record. NCBI's taxonomy places the organism in Eukaryota, Metazoa, Chordata, Actinopteri, Perciformes, Serranidae.